CGCACAAGCAGUCGGAAGGACGACAAUGACGCGACGGCGAGAGGACACAGACACUGUACCAUGAAGAACGGAAGCAACGCUUUGGCGAGGGCAAAGCGCAGGCAAUGGCAGACACGGGUUGAUUCAGAACGCAAGGACAGGGUGUCCUGUCUCCGGAAGCUGGACAUCGACUGGGAUGAUGAGCGGACGGGAGGACGGGGCUGAGGUGGACAUCGACUGGGAUGAAGAGCAGAAACCCAGAAGCCCACGCUCGAAAACACGUGGCGCGACUGCGAGGCAGCGAAGGCGAUGGCCGAUGUCGCGGAGGUCACGUCGCGUUCGAAUGCGCUCGUGGGCGGGAGAUGCGAAUGGGCUGCACCAAACCCGAGACACAAUGUCUACGUCAAGAGGCGAGGGGCAGCCUACGGGGACCUCGGGGAGGGAGUCGACAAACGCAAAAUCGUGGUCGAAUCAUGCGCACACGAAGUGGUUCGUCGAUAGGUGCUUCGCCGAAGAUGACGAGCCCAUGAAACCGCCUUGCGGUCCUGUCAUAUUGGUGGAAGAUAGAAAAGGACGAAGAGUGCUCGGCUCGGUCAAGGGAUGGCAGCCAUCGAAAAACCACGACAAGCAGUGUUACCUGAUGCAUGUCGUUUACAAUUCGAAGGGCGACAUUCUGGCAGGUGCGAAAGGGGCGAUUCUCUCGUGGGAUCUGUUCCAGGGGUUCGGUGGGGGGGCUUUGAGGACCCCUUUCUACACUGAAGUCGCGGAGGGAGGUCUUAUUUCGGCCAGGGAGUCUUACGAGCUGCCGAUACUAAAGCUCACGCCUCUCGGGCUGGUUAAACCGACGCCCGAGGUGCGGGCGGAUCGUCUGAAGCCGGAGGACUGGAAGGACGAGCUGGCAGGGCAAUACUACUACUACGAUGUGGCGGGCCAGCAUAACGCGGCUGCGGCCAGGGCGCUGCUUGGCACCGAUGUGGCGGUGAGGUACAACUUCGAGCGCUUGCCUGCACGAAUGGUGUACUUCUCGGACAAUGACUUUGAGGGGUACUUUCUGGUCAGCGCCGAGGACAACAAGAAAGACCUGAAGGCCCCUCCGAGACAGCUGAAACUCUUCAUGAGAGACAUUCGGUGGUGUUGGAAGGAAUUGGGUUACCCGAAAGUUGUUAUGGGUAACCCCAACGGAAAACACGCGCAGGUGGAGGCAUGGCGAAGAUUUUGUGCGGAGGCGCUCCACAAGACGCCGUACAAUCACUUGUGGACUCUCGCCGAUGACAAGACCGAGCAAGGAAUCAAGAAACAGAACGCUGCCCUUCGAUCCUAUUUCUCGCAUGCGAUAGCAGGGAAAAGCGCAUGGGAAACCGGGAUGGAAUUUUUCGAGAGAUGGGAAACGGGCAGACUGCUGGCAUCGGAAGGAGCGAAGUGGAUCGCGAAGAAGAAGAAGCUGCAGGGCCUCAAGCCAGGGUCCUCCGCGUUGGCGAAGCAAGGGAAGCUGGGGAUGCACGAGGCAGUGCAACUGGUGAAGUGCGAUCGCAUAUUGGUGUGGUUGUGGAACUACUACCAGUUCAAGCAUGAGAACCGGCCAGACAGUGACUGGACCACUAAGUACCCCUUCCUGAAAAAACGAGAGGCGAUUUUGGCAAAGUUUGAAGGGCAGGGGCUAGAUGCAGCGUUGUGGGACAGGAGCAGGAAACUUGUCAGCGACUCCUCCUUGUUCAAGGACUGUCCGCCCUACAUGGGUUGCGAGGACGACAAGUCGAUCAAGGCGACAGAAGAGCUAGUCCAAAACAAGAAGUUGCCCAUCGACUUGAAGAACAAGGUCCUCUUCGUGUUGACCGGCAGCAGGUCGAAAAGCACGGAAGUCGCGCUGGCCGAAGGGAUGGUGCACAUUCUGUGGAACAACUCAAAGGACGUCACAUCUAUUGCCCCGUUCGGCGUUGACCCUCUGGAUGCGCAGAUGAAGGUCGUGGAGUUGGAGAGGGCAGUCGGAAUCACGAAAUGCCACACAAGCGUUCUCGACUUGUGCGAACCGGUGGAUAUCAAACAGUGGACAGCUAAAGUCUUCGAGAGUUUGAAUGCCCUCCUGGAGCACUUGUUCCCCUCACACUGGACAGUAGUCGCGUUCGUCCCCCGUGAGCACGACUACUACUUCAUGACCAGCCUGCACCAUCUGUCCGUCAUGAAGGCAAUGGCUGGGAAGUGGGUGAGGAGGACGCAGCAGAAGAAAAGUUUCGGUGUCGGCCACAACUUGUACUCCUUGGACGACCGCAUGUACAUCCUUUUGAAAGGCGACGACUUGCGGGAGAACACAUCUGUUGUCUACGACGCGAGGUUGGCGGCAGGUGAUGCUGCCGCAGUGGGGGCACUUCAGAAAGUGACUCCCACUGAGAUAUCCGACAUGCUGUUCGACGCUUGUGAACGGCCCGUUGUGAUACAUGGGCGUGAUCCCGUGGUGUACAAGGGCCAUGAGCGGAAACCCAAACAAUUCGCCCGUCUGCUGGAAUUCCUUUGCAAAAAGGGGGACAACAUCAUGUUCCUCGGGAAAGCGCACGCACAAGUCGUGUGGGAGGUUUUGAAGGGUGGUCGCAACAUCAUCGCGUUGGAGGGGAAUUCGGAGUGGUUGCAAUUCAUGUUGGAUUUCCUGAAAACCGCGGUCAACUCGGGAGCAUACCGCUGCGAGUUCAUUACAAAGAGUGAGAAGCCGAGACGCGUUUGGGAUCCUUCAACGGACAUGUGGUUCAAGCUAAGCGCCCGGAAAAGGAGCAGGAUCUACGAGUUCCUCUUCUUGGAGAAGCGGCCUGCGAGGGGCACCGUCAUCGAGUACACGCGCCGCAAGGAACACAUGUUGGCGCUGCUAGACAACUAUCACGGCGCCACGCGCCUGAACACGAAGAACUUCCUGGACCGACUGGAGUUAUUUUACUUUGUCGAAUCCGAGCCGGUCGUGAGGCUCGAGAGUUACUGUGCCUUGAUCGACGCCGACGAAGAGUACCUCACCGGUGUUGUCUGCGACACCGGUGCACCUGAGGAGGAUAGCGACACCGAGGAAAUUGACAUCGACUACCGCCUUGCUCCAGUGCUCCCAUCCCCGGCCUCCUCGUGGGCGAGUCCCUCAACAAACUGGCCCGCACAAGCGACGCCCGUGCGGAGGACCCCUAGUAAGCUGUUGGCGAGAUUGACACCUCAGCCUGCUGCGCCUCCUCCUCUGCGUCCAGGGUGUCAAGUCCCCCUGCAGCAUCCUUCUCGGAAGGAUGAGAACAUCCACUUUGAAGGGCACGACCACACGCGUUCCACGGAGGCAGACUGGGGUCAUGACAUGAUUUGGCACCUAGGGACAAUCCAGCCCGCAAUUCGGAAGGGGGAGUGGGUCAUGGCCAUAGUCGACACUGACGGGGAAUGGAAGCCGUCCGAGCGCCUGGCCAAGUCCGACUACUUGGAUAUCGCGAGGAGUGCUGUGGUGGACAAAGUGACGUCAGAGAACAGCAACCUGCAGCCCGCCGACCCGGCCAUCAUUGCCACUGCUGAUCGCUUGUUUCGGGAACUUCAUGGCGAGCAGUGGUUGGAACUAUCUGACGAUUUCUACGACCUCGAGACGAGCCCUUCGAAGAAAAAGGUGAACUGGAAAGUACCCCCGUCGAGAGGGACCCAGGGUAGUGUGGGAGGAGGACCUCCGAGCCCCCCCGGGGCCGGAGAGGGGGGAGGCAUAGGCCACGAGGAAGGAGGUGGCGGAGGUAGUGGCCAUACGACAUCAAGGGGAAGCGCGCCGGCAUCAUCGCCUGCCCCUGGCGGUCAGGGCAGGAUCGCGCACAGCGGCGUGGGGGAAGGGGGGCUGAACGUCACACACUCCCCAACAGCAGGGAGCGGCAAGUCGGGGAAGUUCGCCCGCAUCCGAACUUCGCAGACGGAGGACCCAGUGCCCGUGGAGGCAGCAAAGUCGGCCGGCAUCCGCACUUUGACGACUCUGGAGCAGGCGGCCCUUCCCUCGUGGACUGCUUUCGGCUCCUCCGGUGAAGUGGGGCGGGGCUCAUGUGCAGGGGAUCCUGUCUCCGCCGUGAAGGGCAAGUCCGCUGGCAUCACUACUAGGGCGGACGACGUUCAGGCGAGUGUACCGGUCCAGUGGAGCUCUACAGGAGCACAGGUGUCGGAGAUGGGCGCCGCCCUGGCUGUGCGGGAGGCGACGCCGCCGGCCCUUCGACAAGGCCGAUCUGCGGAGUCACAGAGAGAGAUUGCUGGUGCAGCGCCGUCCGCCUUCCUUGCGACGAAGUCCGCCGGGACGGUGGAAGGUGCUACGUCUGUUCAUACAGACGACCGCUCCUUGGGAUCCGCCUUGAUGCGGCUGCAAGGAGCCGAGUCGAGUGAGAUUGACGGGUGGGAAGAAUGGGUGGAAGUCGAGGGCGGGGAAGAAGGGGAAGACGGUGAAGAAGGGGAAGACGGGGAAGAAGGGGAAGACGAGGAAAGGGUGGAUGCCGGAGACGAGGAUGUCUGUGGGGAGACAUCUGAUUCGUUCGGUCUGAUGUACGCCAGACCAGGUGAAGGUGAUAUCGACGAUGACGCGACGGCAAUGGAGAUGGAGACGCAGGUGGUUAGUGGCCUUUCCAUGGACCAUGAAGAAUAUGACGCCCACCACCUGGCCACGGCGGUGCAUCCCCCCGACGGGUGCGACAGGGCUAUCAUGGCAGUGAGCCCGGCGAAAACGACUCGCCCUCGGGCCACAGCACCUGCAGCCUGGGGGGGGCAUUUCGCUACGGCGAUUGCGCCUCAAGUCUCGCGGGUUAUGGACGAUGUUUCUCGCAGCGUGGUGCCUCCUCAUCAUGUCCUCUCUUCCUUUGCGGAUGAUCAAUUCAGAAUCACGGCGAAAGAUGUGUUCACCGUUUUGCAAGCCAAUGGCAAGAUCAACGAUGAGGUGGUGAAUUUCUACAUGGCCCUUUUGGGGUCGACGACAUCCGCGACACGUGCACGACCAUCAGGCCUUCGAAGCUUCAGCUUCAAUUCUUUCUUCUUCAGUAUGCUGCAACUUCGAGGACACACUGGGGUGGAGAGGUAGGCUAAAAACGUUGAUCUGCAUCAGUUCG
Chara braunii is the source of this 5048-nucleotide messenger RNA. Lineage: Eukaryota; Viridiplantae; Streptophyta; Charophyceae; Charales; Characeae. The record is from the annotation of a GenBank genome assembly.